Molecule: messenger RNA, 1455 nt
Organism: Penicillium oxalicum
Lineage: Eukaryota; Fungi; Ascomycota; Eurotiomycetes; Eurotiales; Aspergillaceae
Exons: 1
Coding region: 1-1455 (484 amino acids)
Source: RefSeq, a predicted model, not a curated record
AUGUACAUGUCUUCCAGUGAGGACUCUUUCUUUGACUCUCGAAUUGCCUGGAGCGACGACAAGGAUAUCAUUACUGCCAGCGUUGUGCGGGCACCGAACCGGGAUUCCGAGCAGCGCGAGAGCGGUUAUCGCAUGGACUACAGCAUCGAAGAAGGGAUGGCUGCUCACAUUGCCAUGUUCAUUCCCUCCGACCGCUCCGAGAGCAGUUCAGACUCCAUGCCGAAUCGCUUCCACGGCAGGAAGAGACGACACACAGCGGAUGCGGUGCUGUACCGCACCCUGGCGCUAUCCGACCAGGCCGAGAGUCGUCCCAGCCGUACGUUCCUCACGCCACAGGGCUUGAUAAUGCAGACUUCACAUGGCCUGCAGAUUCGUCGUAGAGCCGUCUCACUCGACAACAUCCGUAAACCCAGGCCGUUGACCUGGCCCGGAAAACCUGGUCCAGCCAUCGUGCCACACCAACCCCCUUAUCCUCCACCUCAUAGGAUGCCUACGCCUCCUGGACUCCCCUCGUUCGACACGCCCGAGGCCAUGUACUGCGCGAGUCAAUUUCUUCACGAACCUCGUGGCGGGAGAGCCGAUGCUCAGCACAGCGGAGACAACGUGAGACCUGGCUUCGGCUUCUACGUCAAUGCUAUCCGUGGAUUCUUCGGCUGGUCCACCCCUGUCGAUGCAUCGGCUACGUCGCCGCCAGAGCCAUAUGCAGGAAUUGGACGUGCUCAUGAUGGCACUAUCGUCCACGGCCGUUUUCCUUAUCGGCAGAGUGGACAUAACAUGAACAUGACUCGAAACAUUCAUGACCAUCCAUUUGCCCAGAACACCCUUCCUGGCACGGAGAACAACACAGCAACUUCCGCAGGUUGCCGGGGUGAAAAGGUCGAUGGGCCUCAUUUUCAGGAGCGACAACCCAUUGAUCCGCCAAGAGUACCUUGUCAGCGCUAUGGGCACCCUCUCACACAGUCUGCUUUCGCAUCGUCCAACCCUGCCGGUUUGCCGACCAGAGUAUCACCUUGCCGCACAACUGACAAUGACCAAACCAUAAACCAAGGGACUCGGGCUGCGACAUGGUCCACGUUCACAUCGAACUACUCCUCCGCUGAAAACAACAUGAACGCGAACCGAAGAUCGGGAGGUGAAAAUCUGGGCUCGAUGGCCGGUACUUUGUCCUCCUUUGGCUUGGGCAGCUGCCCUUCCUGUCUGGGAAGACCACGUUCUGGCCCGAGGCCUAGCUUUGAAACAACAGCCUUGCAAGCAACGCAUUCAUCUGAGUCUCAGCAAACCUAUACGACUGCACGCAGUCACCCAUCGAACGCAUCCCGGCAACCCGCGGGGACGACCACAGAGACGAUCGUGGGGACAGGGGAGUAUGGAUUUGGAGUGUCCAUGGCUUGGAGAGCGGCUGGGAGCUACUGGAAUUCUGUUUCGCAGUACGUCUGGUCUCGAUAUGGCUAUUAA